UCAUAUGGCUGCCGCUUUAACUAACUUCUCAACUCCGACAGGGAAAGUGGCUCAAAUGCGCCUUCUGUCAGCGUGGAUGUGAACCAACAACCGAAGAGGAGAUAAAGCAUCCACGGGGAGAACAUUUCUCUGACACUCUAUGUAUUGGAUUAUUAAUUAAGUUUGCAUUUAAUUAUUUUUGUGGUGUUGGAUUGUCGUUCCCUCGUGUGCACCUGCUCUGCCGGACUCGCGCGCCGACUGAACCAGACUUUGUUUCAUCUGUUGGUUGAAAGUUUGAAAACAAGGUGAAUGUAUAGCAUGAUGAUGGAGACGGACCUCCAGUCCCCUGGACCCCAAACAAACACACAUUUGGGGCAAACGGGGCCGAACAGUGGGUCCAAAGCGAAUCAGGACCGGGUGAAGCGUCCGAUGAACGCGUUCAUGGUGUGGUCCCGCGGGCAGCGGAGAAAGAUGGCCCAGGAAAACCCCAAGAUGCACAACUCUGAGAUCAGCAAGCGGCUGGGAGCCGAGUGGAAGGUCAUGUCCGAGGCGGAGAAGAGACCCUUCAUCGACGAAGCGAAGCGGUUACGAGCAAUGCACAUGAAGGAACACCCGGAUUACAAGUACAGACCGAGACGGAAGACCAAGACGCUGCUGAAAAAGGACAAAUACUCUCUGGCCGGUGGCCUGCUCUCUGGGGCCGGCGGCGGUGGAAUGGGUCUGGGUGUCGGAAUGGGUUCAUCCGGCGUCGGCCAGAGGUUAGAGAGCACCGGGGGCCACGGGGGCUCCGCCAGCUCAGGCUACGCUCACAUGAAUGGCUGGGCGAACGGUGCGUACUCGGGGCAGAUGGCUGCAGCUGCUGCGGCGGCGGCGAUGAUGCAAGAGGCACAGUUAGCUUACAGCCAGCACCCGGGCAGCGGGCAUCACCACCACUCACACCACCACCACCACCCGCACAACCCCCAGCCCAUGCACCGCUACGACAUGUCGGCACUCCAGUACAGCCCCAUCUCGAACUCUGAGGGCUACAUGAGCGCAUCUCCGUCCGGCUAUGGCGGGAUCCCCUACACGCAGCACCAGAGCUCUGGCGUCUCCUCCUCGGCUGCCAUGGGCACGUUAGGGUCGCUGGUGAAGUCAGAGCCGAGCGGUGUCCAGUAUGAUGACUGCCAUGGUGGACUGUCCAUGGAUCACCGUGGAGACCUGUGAUUGACAGACAGGCACUAGCCCCCGUCUGGCUGGCUGGCAGGCCGUCAUUACGAUGAGCAGGAGCAGAUUUGCUAUGCUGGCGACAGGACCGCACGGGAAAUGUCAACGACCAUCAGAGCCCCAGACAGACUUCCUCCCCUCCCCCAAGUACCUCACCUAAUGUCAGCUAAUGCCCAUGCUCAUCAUCCAGACCCUCGGUACCAUCAACACAGCUUCACAUACUUCAUCUACACUCAUUUACAAACCACAUGCACACAAAGCACUCUACCCCUGUAUACUUCGUCCAACAACUCAACUCGCCUCACCCAAACCCCCACAUGGCUCACCCAUCCCUCACACAUUUCACCCCAACCCCUAUGUAUCACCCAACAGCCUCACACCUCAUCCAACCACCACAGUACCUCACUCCUUAUGUGCGUCAUCCGCCUCACACAUCCACCCGUCACCCCCCCGUCACCUCCUAUAUUAAUACCCUGUCUCCCUCUAUUGGCCUAUUGCCCAGCAGCACUCUGCAUGUUAACAUUUCAAAAUUCCUCAAAUUGUGAGAAAGAAGUAUUUUCUUGCCUUCAGUCUAUUGUGAACAGCCAGUCUGCCCUGCAUGCCAGACAGCUAGCUAGAACAUCACGUGUGGCCAGUUCUGAGACAGACUGGCACUCUGACAGGCACCCUGACCAGAGUAAGUGCCUCACACAUAUUACAGCAGUUUACUGCAGUUUGGCAGGACACUGACAACAAGACCAGCCAAUGCCUGGCAAACUGACUGACCCCCGGUCUAGUUGGCACCUAGUAAGAUAAGGAGAAAAUAUAAGGAAUAUGACAUUGAGAUCAUGUGUAAGUGAAAAAGGUUUCAGUAAUUAUUUUCUCUUUCUUUAAGUGUUUUUUUUUCUGCAAACGUAAUUGUAGAGUACAAGGAGGAAAGGUGAGGAAAACUUUCUGCGAGACCACAAUCUAACUAUAUUACAUAUAAUCACUCAUUGAAAUCAUUUUUUAUUUAUUUGAAUUCUGUUCCUCCAGCCUGGGAUUUUUAAAAUUCCUGCCAUUGAUCUAGAAGCUGCUUGAAGCAGUGGGAGAGAGGGUUAGAUCUGUGGUAUGGAAAUACUGGGCAGAAGUUAUGAAUGAGGCAAUCUAAAAAAUUAAUGGGUAAAUCAAUGAAGCAUUCAAUGUGCAUCAACAUUGACUUAAUCAAGCAUUCGUCUUUAUGGUCUUGUAUUAUUGAUUUUAUAUCAACGUAUCAAGUUGAAAUCAAAAUGAUUUUUGCUUCUGUACAUUUUGAGGAUUGACUGAAAACCUGUCCCUUGCAUUAGAAAUAAAAUG
Molecule: messenger RNA, 2499 nt
Organism: Oncorhynchus gorbuscha (pink salmon)
Lineage: Eukaryota; Metazoa; Chordata; Actinopteri; Salmoniformes; Salmonidae
Product: transcription factor Sox-1a-like
Exons: 2
Coding region: 289-1185 (298 amino acids)
Biological process (GO): regulation of DNA-templated transcription; cell differentiation; anatomical structure morphogenesis
Molecular function (GO): RNA polymerase II cis-regulatory region sequence-specific DNA binding; DNA-binding transcription factor activity, RNA polymerase II-specific
Source: RefSeq, a predicted model, not a curated record